Messenger RNA from Menidia menidia (Atlantic silverside), 1359 nucleotides. Lineage: Eukaryota; Metazoa; Chordata; Actinopteri; Atheriniformes; Atherinopsidae. The record is from the annotation of a GenBank genome assembly.
UUGUCUCGGAAGGAUGAAAGUGCAAAGAGCGGCAGGUCUGUCUCUGAUGUCGGUGUUGCAUCGAGUUCUACCCUCUUUCAUCUGCUUGCAGACUUCCUGUUUAAGUUCCUGGUGAUUGGCAGCGCGGGGACGGGGAAAUCCUGCCUCCUCCACCAGUUCAUUGAGAACAAGUUUAAACAGGAUUCCAAUCACACCAUUGGCGUGGAGUUCGGUUCCAGGGUGGUCAACGUCGGCGGGAAGACGGUCAAACUGCAGAUCUGGGACACGGCCGGGCAGGAGCGAUUCCGGUCUGUGACGCGCAGCUACUACAGAGGAGCAGCCGGGGCGCUUCUCGUCUAUGAUAUCACCAGCCGGGAGACGUACAACGCCCUGACCAACUGGCUGACGGACGCGCGGACGCUAGCGAGCCCCAACAUCGUCAUCAUCCUGUGCGGCAACAAGAAAGACCUGGACGCAGACAGAGAGGUGACCUUCCUGGAGGCCUCGCGCUUCGCCCAGGAGAACGAGCUGAUGUUUCUGGAGACGAGCGCCCUGACGGGGGAAAACGUGGAGGAGGGUUUCCUGAAAUGCGCCCGCACCAUCCUCAACAAGAUAGAUUCAGGUACGCUCGGUUUGUUCCAAAGAUAUGUGUCGGCCGUGUUGUCUGCGUUCCUGACGUGUCCGGUUUGCGGUCCACUUUCAAGGCGAGCUGGACCCAGAGAGAAUGGGCUCGGGGAUCCAGUACGGAGACGCGUCCCUGAGGCAGCUGCGGACACCCAGAGGAACGGCCACGCCCAGCAAGCAGCCGUGCAACUGCUAGUGACGGGGGCCGCCCCCGCCUCCGCCCGCAAGCCCACACGGACCAGACCACCCCCACAGGUCAGCGGCCGGCCCCGGAACCUCGGGCCGCGGAGGGAAGGGGGGCGGAGCCUUCAGACGCGUGCUGACUCUGCAUUUCUCUCCUCCAGCUCCAGGUGUUUUGCGCAUCUCCUGAGGGGGGGGGGCGGCUGGGCCCCUGCAUCCGGACAGGCCGCCCCCCCCACAGCGCGACCCGACGGAACCCUGCAAAAGAGACGACCCCUUCCCCAACUCAGGUUGGAUCAUGGCAGGUCGCGCGCGCUCUUCGCUAGCCUCACGAUCAGGCCACGAAAAAGAGAAAACCAGGGAGAUUCCGCCGAAGCGCGGCUUCCCCUUCCCCUUGAAACGCCGACCACUUGGUCAGCGCGUUCACAGAGCUCCGUCCCUCCGGCCGAGGCCCCGCCUCUGUGUGGAUCACUGACAGCAGGUCGCCAUGACCCGGGUCAGAGCAGAGCAAACCUGCUCCUCACGUCCACGUCCCGGAGUGUUAGCAUGCGUUCCUCCAGCCAAAACAUAUGUUAA